Molecule: messenger RNA, 790 nt
Organism: Anopheles nili
Lineage: Eukaryota; Metazoa; Arthropoda; Insecta; Diptera; Culicidae
Exons: 3
Coding region: 48-587 (179 amino acids)
Source: RefSeq, a predicted model, not a curated record
AUCAUCCCGAGCGCUAAAGCAAGGAGCUCGGUCUAGACUCACCGAGGAUGGAGCCAAAAUUCUUUGAAUACAUCAAGUUUAACGGAUUUUUUAUUUUAAGUACAUCAGUGUUUUUCGUGAUAUUACACAUCAACCGUUGGUUUCUGGAUUUGAAACAAUGGAUCCACGAGAUCAACGACGAAGAUGAUUCAAUGGGCCGCCAGCUAGUCACAGAUGGCAUAUUUCUGAUAGUGUGGCUCAUCUCGACGGCAUUGCUCUUUACAGCUCUUUGGCGGGAGGUGACAAAUCUGCUGUACCCGAUCGGCAUCUUCCUCGGAAUAGAGACUCUGAUUGUGGUCAUCAAGGACGUGUUCUAUUGGUGGCAAGGUGAUGCUGACGAUUGCUUUCUGCGCACUAGUGAAGAUGCGAUCGUUUGGCCCGCCGGGCUAGUGUACUUCUACUACACCCUGUAUAUCCUUGGAAAACUAUUCAAUCUGAGGAAUCGCGCAUCAUCCGCUCUUCCCGCAUCGAGUUCGGGAGACGCUCACUGCGUAUAUCCGCUCCCGGUGGUGGAACCGCGGGCCACGUUUACUGAUGAAAGCGUCUGACGAUUUGUGAUGCAUCCUCCAUCUGCGCUUACUGUAGGGAGUUGUUUACUGUCGUUUGUGCCGUCGUAGAAAUGCAACAUCAGUGUGUCAAGGUAUCAAAUCGCACAAGUUCCCACCUAAAUGUAUUGAAGCCCGUGAGCAAGCGAUUUGCUGCUACUUACCACUAUAAUACCAGUGAUGAAUCAAUCGAAUAUAUUAUGUAU